Messenger RNA from Dreissena polymorpha, 1802 nucleotides. RefSeq names its product transport and Golgi organization 2 homolog. Gene Ontology annotation, biological process: protein secretion; Golgi organization. Gene Ontology annotation, cellular component: Golgi apparatus. The record is from RefSeq and is a predicted model, not a curated record. Lineage: Eukaryota; Metazoa; Mollusca; Bivalvia; Myida; Dreissenidae. The transcript is spliced from 8 exons. The coding region runs from base 291 to 1169 and encodes 292 amino acids.
AACCGUGAAUAUUUGAAAUAAGUUUCAUUCCACUGUCAGUGUAUUAAACAUGGUAUUAUAACGUAUAAAAGAUCAACAUUGCCAAAUAAAUUGACUUUCGCUUAAAUAAGUGUUCACUGCUUAUCUGGAAUUAUUUUACACACCAACAUAUCAAACAAAAAUACACGUAAUGUACAAAACAAAACCUUGACGUUUGAAACUUCCGGUUUCUGCUAUAAAUAUACCUGACGCGGAUAAAAAUUCAUGUAAACGUUUCACUACUCGAAAAGGAAUACAUACAUCAAUCUACGAUGUGCAUUUUGUUUAUGCACCUUGGGCAGUCUACGGACGGAUAUAGACUGAUCUUGGCUAACAACAGGGACGAACUUUGGGACAGACCAACCGACACAGCAGCAAUCCGAGGAACAGCCCGACGUUGGAUUGGUGGUAUUGACGUAGAACCAGGAAAAGAAGGCGGCACGUGGCUUGGCGUAUCAGAAAAUGGACAACUCGCCAUUUUACUUAAUAUUCUUGAAGUUCAGAAACCAGAUGCCAAAGGCAGAGGUUUCUUUGUUCCGAAUUUCCUGACCGGGGAGAAAACAGUAGACGAGUACCUGGCGGAUGUCGCCACUGAACACGACCUCUACAACCCCUUCCAUCUGAUUUUGGUGGACCUUAGGUACCGGCAAUUUACUAACCAACACAAACCCACUUUGUGCGUGAAGACGAUAACAUGUAGCCAUAACACAGAGCCGAUUACUCAUUCAUACUCGGAUGGUUACGUUUCCUGUGACAACUCUCGCGAUAUCACGAAGCCUUGGAAGAAAAGGUCGGUCGGAGAAAAGCAGUUUUCGGACAUAGUGGCGGCUUACGGAAGCCCUGAACACAAAGCAGAUCUCGUUGAGCGUUUAAUGGGUUUAAUGAACGAUAGAGUAAGACACUUACCUGACCUGGUUCUUGCGGAGCAGUUUGCGGCUGUUGGUAGGUCCACUGAGAGUGAGUUUUUCAAACAGCGAGCAGCCGUAUCAGUUUUCUCACCGGAAGUUAAGUAUGGAACAAGAACAAACACGAUUAUCCUCGUAGACCACACAGGAAACUGUAGCUACAUAGAGCGUACAUUGAAAAUGCCAGUUAGCGUAGACAAGCCAGAUUACAGCGUCGUUGAACUAAGUUUUAAAAUAAAAGUUUGAGAAUUAUUUUAAAGAACAUCGAAAAUGGUUUACACGUAUUAAUAGUGUGUUUUUAGCUCGACUAUUACAUAUGAAAUAUAUAUAGUGGAGCUAUCCUACUCACCCCGGCGUCGGCGUUAGCGUUAGCGUGAGCGUGCAAAUGUUAAAGUUUGCGUACCACCUCAAAUAUUUUCAAUGUCCCUAGACAUAUUGCUUUAAUAUUCUGCUUACUUCUUUACCAAUAUGACCCCAACCUAUAAACAAGAGCAGACAACUGUAUCAAGCAUUUUGUAAGAAUUAUGGCCCAUUUUUCACUUAGAAUAUGCAUGUUAUUGAUAAAUCUAUGUUAAAGUUUGCGUACCAUCUCAAAUAUUUUCAUUGUCCCUUGACAUAUUGCUUUCAUAUUUUGCAAACUUCUUUACCAACAUGACCCCAAUCUAUAAACAAGAGCAGACAACUGUAUCAAGCAUUUUUUUAAGAGUAAUGGCCCUUUUUUCACUUAGAAUAUGCAUAUUACUUUAGUUACAUUGCCAUAACUUCUUUAUUUAUGAUCAUAUUUUAUUCAUACUUUGACAAAACAACACUUACCUGACAUACCACAAUGGACUCCACCCAAACCAUCCCCCACGCCCCAGCCCAGAAUCCCCCCCCCCC